Messenger RNA from Salvelinus fontinalis (brook trout), 4753 nucleotides. RefSeq names its product calretinin-like. The transcript has 11 exons. Gene Ontology annotation, biological process: regulation of presynaptic cytosolic calcium ion concentration; regulation of long-term synaptic potentiation. Gene Ontology annotation, molecular function: calcium ion binding. Gene Ontology annotation, cellular component: terminal bouton; dendrite; synapse. The record is from RefSeq and is a predicted model, not a curated record. NCBI's taxonomy places the organism in Eukaryota, Metazoa, Chordata, Actinopteri, Salmoniformes, Salmonidae. The coding region runs from base 92 to 907 and encodes 271 amino acids.
GCGCGCAGGGUUGUUAGUGUGGAUUGUGGACCUACAGAGAAAAAGUUUGCACGGGAUAUUCUAGCGCACAGGAGGAAAAGUUGUUGAGAAGAUGGCAAACAAACUACAGCAGCCUCCACACCUUCAUCUGGCGGAAUUGAGCGCCACCCAGUUCAUCGACAUCUGGAACCAUUUCGAUACCGACGGCAAUGGCUAUAUCGAGGGCAAGGAACUCGAGAACUUCUUCAGGGAGUUGGAGAUUUCACGGAAAGGGGCCGGAGUGGACCCAUCAAACUCCACUUUCAAAGAGAAGAUGAAGGAGUUCAUGCAAAAGUUUGACAAGAAUGCAGAUGGGAGAAUUGAGAUGUCUGAGCUAGCUCAGAUUUUGCCCACAGAGGAAAACUUCCUGCUUUGCUUCAGAGAGUUUGUGGGAUCCAGUUCUGAAUUCAUGGCGGCAUGGCGACGAUACGAUACAGAUCGCAGUGGGUACAUUGAAGCUAAUGAACUGAAGGGAUUCCUCUCAGAUCUGCUGAAGAAAGCCAACAGACACUACGAUGACCAGAAGCUUCACGAGUACACACAGACAAUACUCAAGAUGUUUGAUCUAAACGGAGAUGGGAAGCUGGGCCUGUCUGAAAUGGCGAGGCUUCUCCCAGUUCAGGAAAAUUUCUUACUGAAAUUCCAGGAUAUCAAGCUGACCUCUGAGCAGUUCAAUGCUAUCUUCACAUUCUACGACAAGGAUGGAAACGGCUACAUUGAUGAGCAGGAGCUCGAUGCUCUGUUGCGUGACCUCUAUGAAAAGAACAAAAAGGAGGUGGACACCAAAAACCUGACUGGCUACAAGAAGAGCAUCAUGGCCCUGUCGGACGGGGGCAAGUUGUACCGCUCCGAGCUGGAGAUUGUGCUCUGCAGGGAGCCCAUGCUGUGAACCCUGACAACCAUCACCGUCUGUUUUUUGACCUUCAUGACCCUAUCUGUCCAUCCCCAGAUCACACCCACCUCCAGCUGCCUGACGACUGUAACCAGGUGCAUGUGCCGGGCAUUCCCUUUAUGAGUUUUGAAUGAAUGUGCACUGAGAAGCACAAACCAGCUCUCCCUCAUGACCCCUGUCCCCACUCGUCCCUACAGACUGACCCAGCUCUGAAGUUGCCUUCGGCUCAAUCCCUAAACUCUACAUUUAACUAAACGAAUAAAGAUAAUAAAAGGUACUUCUGCUAAUUAUGAUUGCAAUGUGAACAGGAGCGGAAUGAAAAUGAAUAUGAUAAGAUUAUUUAUUCUCAAUGCUUGGUUUGACUUUCCUCCUCUCUUUUUCUCCCGAAUCCACCUUUUUAAUGGGACUUGCGACAGCAAACGUCCCACUCUAAAUCUUUGUCAUACUUCUGACUUUUUAUUAAUGGGCCUUGCAUAAUGGGACUUGCGACAGCAAUAAUUAUUUCUAAUUUAUAGUUAUUAUUUAGAACCCUACACCUAUUACACAGUUUAAGCUAGAAACUUUAAAACGCGUAGACAGGCCUGGAAUAGUGUGCUAGUAUACAACUUUUUUAUAACAUUUAUACUUGUUUAAACUAUUAAGCUUUUUGUUUUUCUUAUCCUUCUCCAUCAACUUUCAAGGGAUUUCCUCAACAUUCUAAAGGGGCCCAUUGUGACACCAAUAUUCUAUAGGUCAUUAUCAAUAAAACAUCACAAUACGGUGCAGAGCAUUCGAUUUGGCUGCUGGGGGGCAAGGAGACCCUCAACUCCGCUAAAACCAUUGACAACUGCGUGCCGUUUUCAAGGGGUAAAUGUUACAAGUAUUUGGUUUUAAUAUAAUCUAAUCUUGAAGAGGAUAGUCAGAACUACACAUUUCCGAUUAUUCCACAUUAAUGUAUCAUCAGAGUUAUAGAGCAAGUAACUGCAUGUUUUUCAUGAUCAGUAAACAUCAAUCGAUCAUGUAUGUUAAGAUACAUGAGGGUAGCCUAUCCAUUUGGCAAGUAGCUGGCUAGCUAGCUAAGCAAACAACGUGUCAUCUAGCCUUGCUUCCUCAGAAAUUAGGCUUUUGGAACGAGCUUUAGAUCGGUAAAUCCUCGUCCUGGUAAAGUUGUCAGUUGGACUACUGGCAUCCCCCCUAUAGAUGGCAAGCAAAUCAAGCAAUAUUUGGAUAUAGCCAUCUAGUUUAUCCCCUGAAAGUUAGCUUGUUAACUAGCCAUAUUGACGUGAUGUGUUAUUAGCUAGCUAACCAAUUUGACGUUGUCCAUCAGUCAAUGUAGCCUAUCAUGUCUGUCAGCAGCAAUCGUGAUUUAACAUUCUUAAAAACACUGUUGAAAAGGGGAUAACUUUAGCUAACUUCGCUAGGUAGGACUAUGUUGGUUGGAGGAAAAAAGUACAUUAGGUCCACUUACCACUAUGUUUAGACAACUGUACAACAUUUAUAUCAGUACGGUAGCUUGCAAAGUAAACAUCAGCUAACAGUACAUCGGCAAAUGCGCCCUUCUGCUGCUUGAUAGGCAGAUCCCACAAAUGAUGGGAAAUUAACCUGAACCAGUCAUACUUGUCAGGUAUAGUUCACGUUGAUUUUCUAAAACUCAAAUAUCCAAUAUUGAAAGAUAUCGUGAGGUUACCCUCACAUAUCUGAAAUUACAUGAUCAAUUAAUGUUUACUGAUCAUGAAAAGGAUGCAGUUACUUGCUGUAUAACUCAGAUGAUAGAGCUAAAAUGUGCGUAAUUGUUUUGCAUGGAAUAAUCGGAAAUGUGUAGUUCUGACUAUGCUCUUCAAGAGGUGAUGACAUUACAGCCAAAUAGUUAACAUUUAUUUAACAAUUCCGGAGCAUGGGUCUCCUUGCCCCCCAGCAGGAAAAUUGAACGCUCUGGACCUUAUUGUGACGUUUUAUUGAUAAAGACGUAUUCUAUUCGGCGUAAACAAUGUCACUUUUGACACAAUCAGCUACUUAGACCACUUUCCCAACAAAUUUGAAAAAAAACAUAGCACAUAUGAAAUAUCUAAGUCUGCUUUUCUGAUAUUCAAAACUGAAAUUAGAACAUACUUAUAUUCUACCAAUCAAACGUACAUGUGUUUCAGUAAACGCAGUUCCAACAAAUUAGACAAAAACGCAGAGCAUAUGAAAACUGCCUCUAAUUCUCAGUUUUCAAAUCUGAAAUCAGAAAAGGAAUAGCUUCUACCAAUCAUGAGGUAAAGCUGUUUAAGUAAUUGUAUCAACUGCUUUCAUUAAGGAAAAUUCCACUCAAAAACGAUUGUAUAUUUUUGUAUUUGUUUCUUUAGUCCACUGUUGAUACAGUCCCAAAGUGUUUUGCAUAUCAGCAGUCAAGUUUCCGAGAUAUAGAACUUUCAAAAUGCAUAAAGUGUCAUGUGUUUUAUAUCAUACUGUGACACUUUCUGUAUUUUGAAAGUUUUAAAGCUUGAAAACUUGAUUGCUGACAUGCAAAACAAAUUAGACUAUCAACAGUGGACUAAUGAAACAAAUACCAAAAUAUAUUUUUGAGUGGUGUUUUCCUUUCAUCUAACUUCCCACUGUUAUGUAACUUUUCCAGUGAAAGUUCCCUGGUUACCACAGCAACAUAUGGUCUCACUGAGCAUUAAUAGCCUUGCUUACUUAGUCUGUUUGAAGUGCCAAAAUUAUAAUUUUAUACAGGUAAGAAGUAAUAAACACAUUAAAACCAGUACACACACACACACUCCUUCCAUUGUCAUAGUUUAAAGGCACUGAACCGAUCAUCGUCUGUGGCGACUUCAACAAGGAUCUGCUAUCCAGGUAAAGCAAGCCCAUCUUGACAUUGUUUCAUGAUAGAGGGUACGCACGGUUGAUACAAGCUGCUACCACAGAAAAGAAUACCAGGCUGAAUCCAGUGUUCAUUUCUCAUCCACAACGUUGCCUCCAUUCAGGUGUGCUGCAGACGUACUUCAGCUAUCACAACCAUGUGUACUGCAUUUUCACUUCAGACAUCUCUCAGGUAUGAAUCUUGACCAAAACAUUGGUAUCACAUUUCACUGCUUGCAUUAGUUCUUCCUUCAUAUUACUGUAAGUAAGCAAAAGUCAAAAUACGUUGUGAAAGCAAAAUACAUUUUUAACUGUCUACAUGCUCAUGGUAAAAAAAACUAAACUACAAUUGCAUUUCAAAUAAUGAUUAUCAGAUGUAUGCUAUGCUCAGUUAACUUGUGUCCGCCCCUGGGAGCAGAGGGGCUCUGAAGGAAGGGGUUCCCCCUUUCUGGGUCCCUCUUCCCAUUUAUCCUCCUCCAGCCCAGAGAGGACUUAAUGAACAUCCUGCUGUCAUCCAAAUAUGUUGUGAAAAAAUACAGUUAGGUUUUAUUUAAAACUUCAACAAUGCCUCAUUAUCUUCUGUAAUCUGUUAUUACAGUUGUCAUAUACCGUGAUAUUCAAGUAAGAGAGUGUAUAAAAGUGUAGUCUGGAUGUAGUUAUUUCUAAAGAAAUGUGUGAUCUAACUGCCCCAUAAUCCAAGGUAAUAAGGUUGAUAAAGUAGUAUUUCAAAGUAAGCAGACCAAUUAUUUUACUACAUUUAGCUUUGACUAUAUUUAACUGCUUAGUUUAAUUAAAAUGUUUUAAACUUCUUCCACUACCACAAAAAUACUUUAAGAGUCAAAGCAAGUCCCACAAGUUUUCUUCAUGGAAAAUUACCAUCUAGUUUGUCUAUGUAUAUAAUCUGGUGUUUCAUCCUUAUAUUAUUACCCUGUUACAUUUAGAUGUUUUAUGUUGCGUUUUCUGGCUGAUACUGUUAUAAUGAGGAUGUUAUAGAAAGCAUUAAAUAAUAUAUAUUACGAUUAA